Messenger RNA from Patella vulgata (common limpet), 2659 nucleotides. RefSeq lists its product as uncharacterized. Lineage: Eukaryota; Metazoa; Mollusca; Gastropoda; Patellidae. The record is from RefSeq and is a predicted model, not a curated record. The coding region runs from base 231 to 1133 and encodes 300 amino acids. The transcript has 7 exons.
UCCUGUAGUCUUGGAUGGCUGGUUCCCUGUUUGAACCGUUGACAUUUUUGCUGUGGUUUACGUCUGGACAAUCAAUGAAGCGUUGCCUAGUGUUUGUAAACAAAUGGCGGAAAAUCUGUCACAUUUAGUGUGAAUUUAACAGUUGAAUACGACACUUGUCGUUUGUGGUAGCCGUAAAUCCGUGAACUUGUUACUUACAGUUAGUAAAAUAACAUUACAGGUCAUCUGAGAUGACAACGGGACAUAUUUUACCGGGAUAUAAUGAUCCCGUUACCCGCUUAAGACGGGUUCAAAAUAUCGGAUAUCCAAUAGAAUCCGAUAAGAUGUUACAAUUACGACAAGAGACCAGUCUUGAUAGAAAUGAAUUUGAACUGAUCAGGGCCAAGGCUAGGGAAAUAUGGAGUAAGCCCGAUAGAGAAAAAACAACGUAUAAUUUUUAUCAUACGGGAGAUAAAGUUGGAGAGUUUGCUCCGGCUCGUCCGUCGUCUGCUACCAGAAAAAAUAAACCACACCCUCCUCUAGUCUUUUUAACCAACCGGUUACAUCACAUAGCAGGCUAUCAAGAACCAGAUGCAACUUGUCAUCCAUGUACUCCUACACAGGCCUAUAGAGUUGAUGCCAGCGUACCUUUUCCUGAACGAGCAGCAAGACAAUUGACAAGAUCUAAAUACAUUGGUCGACCAAGUACAGUUAGCAUCAAUCAAUAUAGAGACCAGUAUUAUUUAAAAGACUUCAUGGAACCUACUCCUGCGCAGGCUACUGAAGCCUGGUUAAACUGGGCUGGUAAAGACGAAAAAGAACAUGCUUUAUCAUUAUUAGAAGAUCAGAGAAAUCAAUUUGGUAAUAAUGGCACGUACGGAGACCCAUCACGAGCAAAAUCAGCCCUUCCAUCAACAUAUAGAUGGAUGAAAUAUUCUGGUCCUCACGAACACAGUAAAUUGUACGGGAGUGAUCAUCAACCAAAUUAUCCAGCUGUCACUAACACUCUGCCAUAUUCUAUGGACAUACUCGGUUUACGACGAAGAAUUUUACAUCCUCCUAAACAACCCAAGUUACGAUUUCAUUCUGCUAGGGGAGACUACUCUAUACAUCCUGACUGGCCACCUAGUAUACCCCACCACUAUGUGCCCUAAACAGCUUUUUGUAUUGUGAAUUGUUUCAAUUGCAUUUAGUAAUUAAACUCGAAAUACACAGGUCGCAAUUGUAUUGAAUAUAUUUACUGUUUAUUAUUACUGAAUGAUGUUUCUACUAGGAUUCUCUAGUCCUUAUCAUUAUGUCUUUAGAACUAGGUAUAGUAAAUAUGGGACUCAGUAAUAAUAAACAGGUCUAAAUGUAGACCCUAUUCCAUAGAAUUGUGUUCUGUGAAUUAUAGAUUAUCUAAUGAUUUGUAAAAUAGAUUUGUAUAUUAAGAAAGCAAGUUACUCCAAAAUCGAGUGCUGACCAUCAAGAGAACAUUAUUUCCUUUCUCCUGAUGGCUUUAACAAAUUAUUUUAAAUGUGAAAGUUGCUGUGUACGAUGAGUAAAUUUAAUGCCAAAUAGACUUAUAUCCCUGUAUUCUCCUGUGGAGUAUGUUUAGCCUCAUUCAUCGAGUUACUUCAUUACAAAUGGCACUCGAAAGCAUUCUUGUACGCUAUUUGUGUACCAAUUUAAAAUUUUCAUUUUGUCUUUAAAAAUAUUUGCAAUGUCGAAGACUGUGGAGUUAAAGACAUUCCUCCUUAAAACACCCAAGACCUGACUGAUUUACUUAUUGAAUAGCUGUUGGUUUCCAUGGAAACAAAUAGGUUGUAUAAGACUUAUAUUUCCCUGAUUUCACAUACAAUCUAAUUUGACCAUACCUGAUAUCACUGUAGUCCAUUGAUGAGGAAGCAAGCGAGAAAAUAUCUGUCAAAACUGUCUCAUAAUAAAUUAACCAUUUUCAGUCAGUUUUUUAAUGUUAAAGAUACAAUAUGGGAGAUUAGAUAAAGAGCUGGCAGUUCCUACUAUUAUAGGUAAAAACAAGAUAAUGUAAAGGGAAUUUGCUGAAAACUUCAGUCAAAUUGAUCCACUCUGAACCAAGAAUUUAGCGAUUGAAUUUUCAGCCUAGCCCUGAUCAACAUUACUAAAAUCGGUACGAUAAAAAACAUAGUCUCGAUUAUCCAUUUCAUGAUAAAAUCAUGAAUGAAAGUUGAGUAGCAAAUUGGAUCCUAAUCCAGUAAAUAUCACAGGCUAGCCAUGACAUCGAGAGUUGAUAAUGGUCUGAAUAAAUCUUCAGACCAAAGACCUGCAAUAAUAAGCAGAUUUAGCUCUUGCAUAAUGUAUGUUUAAGAGUGUGAACGAGAGUGAGAAAUGGGAUUUAACGUCCACUUGACACAAACUAGGUCAUAUCGGGACUAACAUAUGGUUUAAAUUCAUUGGACAGACAACCCUACUGCUUGUCACAUACAAGCUGGGAAUUGAAACCAUACCACUUGACUCAAUUACAGACCUUAUGAUUUCACUAGACCCCCUCCUCAAUUGUCGAAACUGUCUCAUUAAAUCAACCAUUUUCAGUCAGUAUGUUAAUAUUAAGAGUGUAAAUGAAAUUUGUAUAUUGUUAGAGAGGAUCAGAAAUAUAUCAUUAACUAAUUAAUAUAUAUAUAUAUAACAUGUAUUAGCCAAGAAUAAAAAAAAUAAUAUAUCA